AAAAAUAAUUUAUAUUGUACAUAAAAUCAUUUAUUGUAGGCAUAUUAUGAUAAGUACCUAGAAUACUAGAUAAAAUGGUAAUACUAAUAAAAAAUAUUUAUAUGUUCAAAAAAUAUUAUGCACAUAAAGCAACAAGAUGUUUACAAAGAUUCAUAAUAAAACAUAAUAUUAGCUCUGAAUCAAGUAAUAAAGUAAUUGAAAAGGAGAAAAUCAGAAACUUUAGUAUAGUGGCACAUGUAGACCACGGAAAAAGUACUCUCGCAGACAGAUUGUUAGAACUUACCGGCGUAAUAAAACCUGGCGCCGAACAAAGUCAAGUUCUCGAUCAGCUACAGGUUGAGAGAGAAAGGGGUAUUACAGUGAAAGCAGUUACAGCAUCACUAAACUAUACAUAUGAAAAUGAAACAUAUUUAUUAAAUUUAAUAGAUACUCCUGGUCAUGUUGACUUUUCUAAUGAGGUUGUUCGCAGUAUAACAGCAUGUCAAGGUGUAAUACUUCUAGUUGAUGCUAAUGAAGGUGUACAAGCUCAAACAGUAGCAGUACAUUCAUUAGCCAAAAGAAAUAAUUUGACCAUAAUACCUACUCUGAAUAAAGUGGAUUUACCCAGAGCAAAUCCUGAUAGAGUCAAAACACAAUUGAAUUCUUUGUUUCAUAUUGAACCUGAAACAGUUCUUAGUGUAUCUGCAAAAAAAGGAUGGGGUGUAAAGGAACUAUUAGAAGCUGUUAUAAAGAGAAUUCCACCACCCCCUGUAUCAUCAGACAGCCAUUUUAGAGCCCAUAUUAUAGAUACAUGGCAUGAUAAGUAUAGGGGUGUGUUAUGUUUAGCUUAUAUUCAUUCUGGAAAUAUUCAAAUUGGGCAAUCAGUAAGAUGGAUGUCAGAUUCAAAACAACAAACAGUGAAAUAUUUAGCACUUUUGAGACCAAAAGAAGAGCCUAUAGAUGAAGCGACUGCUGGUCAGGUUGUAAUGGUGGGCUGCGGUCCUAAGGGUGGUGGGAGUGUUGGUGACCAGUUAGUGUCAAUAGAAUUUCCUACAACGGAAAUAAAUUCAAGCACCACUCCUGUGAGACACAUGGUGUAUGCGGGUGUUUUUUCUGCAGAUAAAUCUCAACAUACACUUCUCGGUGAAGCAAUCAAGAAACUCGCUCUGAAUGACUCUGCUGUCAGUGUCAAACCUGACUCCAGCCCAGCUUUAGGGCAAGGAUGGAGAGUUGGCUUUUUAGGCCUUUUACAUCUUGAUGUUUUCACUCAACGUCUUUUGCAAGAGUAUAAAGCCGAAGCUAUAUUGACUGCUCCCUCAGUACCUUAUAAAAUUAAGGUGAAAGGUGCCAAGUUGAUCAAACAUUACAAAGGAGAUGAAAUAAUUAUCACAAACCCUUUACAGUUGCCAGACCCACAUAAUAUUGCUGAGUAUUAUGAACCAUUUGUGAAAGGUACAAUAAUAACGCCCGUUGAAUACAUCGGUGCAGUAACAACUCUUUGCAUAGACAGACGAGGCAGCCCCCUCCCGUCUAGCGUAGUAGACGAAAACAAUACUAUGAUGCAAUUCAUACUGCCAUUAUCAGAAAUAGUAGUAGAUUUCCACGACACACUCAAAAGUAUAACUGCAGGAUUUGCAAGCUUCGAUUAUGAAGAUUAUGGAUUCCACAAAAGUGUAUUAGUGCGAAUGGAUAUUCUUCUAAACGGCACACUAGUAGAAGAAUUAUCUACGAUAGUACACGUUAGUCGAUUAGAGUAUAGUGCAAGACGACUUACAGAGAAACUAAAAGAAAUGAUACCUCGACAAAUGGUCCAGAUUGCUAUCCAAGCGGUAGUGUCCGGAAAGGUAUAUUCCAGGGAAACUAUAAAAGCUUACAGAAAGGAUGUUACCGCUAAAUUGUACGGAGGCGACGUCACGAGACGAAAGAAAUUGCUAAAGCAACAAGCAGAAGGAAAGAAGAAAAUGCGAAGUGUAGCUAACAUCAAAAUACCAAGGAAUACAUUCAUAGAUGUUCUGAAAAGAUAAAAUAAAAAAGUCCUAUAAUUUUGAUUUA
Messenger RNA from Diatraea saccharalis (sugarcane borer), 2031 nucleotides. The record is from the annotation of a GenBank genome assembly. NCBI's taxonomy places the organism in Eukaryota, Metazoa, Arthropoda, Insecta, Lepidoptera, Crambidae.